AACUAUGGCAUCUUUCCAAUCAGCAUUUGCUCAAACGAUUCAAGUCAUUCUUAGAGCUCUAUCGCCAAUUCCUAAGUAUUCCGUCACUCCCGGAAACGAUGACACCACCAAAGAUACAGGUCUACUCCAAGAUCUCCUUGAGCUCGGGCAUGAAGACGUGAAAACACUUGGUGAUCUUGUCAAAAUUGCCGCGACAGGCGAGGAAGACGACAACAGCUUGUUCCUUGAGCGCCUGAUCACUCUUUUAGCUAAACUACCUCCUCACUCUCAUGUCGGGAAACAGCUUACUAAUGGGUUUGUCAACACACUCUGGGACUCGCUGGAGCAUCCACCACCUCGGACGUUAGACAAAGACCUGAAAUAUAGAGAGGCAGAUGGUUCCUAUAACAAUUCGCGUGAUCCUCUACUAGGUGCUUCGGGAACACCUUGUGCCCGCACUGUCUCUACGAGCGUGUUUCAGAACCCUGACCUGCCCGAGCCAGGAAUAAUAUUCGAUAGUAUCAUGUCUCGUGGCGACGGAACUCACUUUCGCGAACACCCAAACAAGAUUUCUAGCAUGUUUUUCUAUCUUGCCACCAUUAUCACGCACGACUGCUUCCAGACCGACGCAAAAGAUCAAAACAAGAAUAUGGCAUCGUCUUAUCUUGACUUGUCUCCAUUGUACGGUAGUAACAAAGAAGAGCAAAUGGCUAUGAGAACUUUGAAGAAUGGAUUUUUGAAGUCAGACUGUUUUGCAUCCAAGCGUGUGCUCGGCAACCCACCCGGCGUGGGCGCGUUCCUGAUUAUGUUCAAUCGAUUUCACAAUUACGUUGUGACACAACUUGCACACAUCAAUGAAAAUUGCCGUUUCAAGAAACCGGCGUCAGCUCACGACGACAGAGCUUGGAAAGAAUACGAUAACGAUCUCUUCCAGACCGGACGCCUAAUCACUUGUGGUCUUUAUGUUAACAUAAUUCUGAAAGACUACGUGAGAACAAUCUUGAACCUGAACCGCUCGGGCUCCACUUGGGACUUGGACCCUAGAACACAGGAGAACAGGAGCGCAACAAAUAGCAACCCUGCAUCCGUAGCGACAGGAAACCACGUUUCAGUAGAGUUCAACCUUAUCUAUAGAUGGCACAGCGCUAUAUCGCAACGCGAUGAGAAAUGGACAACCAAUCUACUACGUGGGAUACUGGAAGGAGUCGAUCCCGCAAAGGCAACAAUUUCAGAAAUGCUUACCGCUCUCACCCGAUUUGAGAAGGGGAUACCGGACCGCCCAGAGGAAAGACCCUUCGCUGAACUCAAGAGAGAUACCGACGGGACGUACUCAGACGAUGAUCUUGUGGAUAUUCUUGCCUCGUCUGUCGAGGAUGUCGCGGGUGCUUUUGGUGCUAGCCAGGUACCAAGUGUCAUGAGAAUUGUCGAGUUGCUGGGCAUCACACAGUCAAGAAAUUGGCAUGUCGCUACUCUCAAUGAGUUCCGGCAACAUUUCGGCCUCAAGAAACAUGAAACAUUUGAGGAUAUCAACCCAGAUCCAGAGAUCGCCGAGCGCUUGAUGGCACUCUAUGAUACGCCAGAUUCAGUUGAGUUAUACCCAGGUAUUGUGGUGGAAAAGCCUAAACCGCCAAUGUCUGGUUCCGGAUUAUGUAUUGGCUACACAACUUCUCAGGCAAUCCUAUCAGAUGCUGUAGCACUGGUUAGAGGCGAUCGGUUUUAUACUAUCGAUUAUACGCCCAGGAACCUAACAAACUGGGGCUAUAACGAGUCAAACUUCGAUCUCAGCGUCAACCAAGGCCACGUUAUGCAUAAACUCAUCUUCAGAGCUUUCCCCAACCAUUUCGUAUACAACAGCAUAUAUGCCCACUUUCCUUUUGUGUCUCCAGCGGAGAACAUGGGGAUUCAUAAAAAUCUUGGUACUGUCCAUGCAUACUCCUGGGCACGACCAGAAAGGAAGCCGGAUCCGGUGAUCAUCAAAUCACACAAGGCCGUUAUGCACGUGUUGAACAACAAUACGGACUUCUAUGUACCUUGGGGCGAGGCUAUUUCCUAUCUCGUCAGCCCUCCGCAAAAAACUUUUGCGAAGGACUUUUGUCUUUCGGGAGACGGUUUCGCCAAUCAACAUAAUCGUGAACAUGUUAGCAAGUGCUUGUAUCAACCUAAAGAAUGGGAGAACGAGAUAAAAUAUUUCUUCACGCAUACUACCCGCAAUCUUUUGAUGAAGUCUCGGCAGCGAUUGCCUUUUACGCCCAUCGAAUCCAACCCAAAUGUUUUUGAGGUCGACAUCGUUCGCGACGUCAUUGUUCCAGUGAACACACGUUUCGUAGCUGAGUUCUUCGCGCUUCCUAUCAAGACGGUAGAGACAUCACCCCAUGGUAUUUACACCGAACAAGAGCUUUAUGGACUACUCACAGCCAUGUUCACCACUGUGUUCUUCGAUAGCGACCCAGCCAAUUCUUUCAAACUGCGGACUUUGGCCAAGGAACUUGCAUUGGGCUUGGAAAAGCUUGUCCGGCUCGAAGCUGAGACCGAUUACCGCGCUGGGUGGCUCACGGGCAUGGCUACCCGGCUUGGAUUUGGCAGAUCCCAUCCCAAAAGCCCCGAACGGAACGAGGGCGAUGAUGUGAACUGGCCAAGUUUACCAGAUUAUGGGCGCCAACUUCUCUCACGCAUGAUGGAAAAAGGCAAGAGCAUUGAAGAGUGCAUUGCCGGAACUGUUAUGCCCAUCUCAGCUGCUGGCACGACAAUCAUGUCGGGUAUUCUGUCACAAUGCUUGGAUUAUUUCCUUGGCGCGGGAAAUAAACAUUUACCGGAGCUGUACCGCCUAGCUCACGAAAAUACAGCCGAAGCAGAUGAUAAGCUCCUGCACUACAUGCUCGAAGGCAUCAGACUUCGGGGCACAGUCGUAUUAGCUCGCCAGGUUCCUAACAUGCGUCCUGCACAAAACAUAAGAGAUGACGUGCCAUGUCUUCCUAAUCCGGCAGAUCCCACCGGACCUUCACCCAUCCCCAACCCCAAUCGUGCAUCUUCGUUACGCAGCUAUACGGUAAUGCCAACACAACGUGCUAUCGUUGAUCUAGUCACAGCCUCUCACGACCCAUUGGCAUUUCCAGACCCAGAGGCAUUAUCGCUCGACCGACCACUUUCGUCAUACUUGCCCUGGGGAGCUGGACCACACAAGUGCCUAGGCGAUGGCGUUACACGCGUUGCGCUUGCAGCAGCUUUCAAGGUGAUUGUUGCUUUGCCGGGUUUGAGAAGAGCCCCUGGGCCGAGGGGUGAAAGCAAAAGUCUAGAGUUCAAGGAGUGGAGAGGACAAGUUGGAAGAAAGGCAGUUGAAGGUGGCGGCGAAGAAUGGACAGGACUGAGAGUAUACAUGACGCCGGACCAGACCAGAUUUUCACCGGUGCCGACAGGAUUGAGAGUACGAUGGAUGAUUAAUGCCCCGUCUAAUCAGAAGAGAGACAUCGCUGACACGGACUGGGUUAGUGUAAAGGGCCAGAAUUGAAAACGAAGGAGCUAAGUGAAGCUGAUUUAGAGUAUAGUUUUGUUUUUACAAUGUUAAAGAUAU
Truncatella angustata is the source of this 3547-nucleotide messenger RNA. Its product is annotated as linoleate diol synthase. The transcript has 4 exons. The coding region runs from base 5 to 3484 and encodes 1159 amino acids. NCBI's taxonomy places the organism in Eukaryota, Fungi, Ascomycota, Sordariomycetes, Amphisphaeriales, Sporocadaceae. The record is from RefSeq and is a predicted model, not a curated record. Gene Ontology annotation, molecular function: heme binding; monooxygenase activity; peroxidase activity. Gene Ontology annotation, biological process: response to oxidative stress.